GUGUCGGCCUUCCAGCAAAAGCUCCGAAAUUUUCGAGAGCUUCGCGUCGUUGCCCUCCGAUUGUCGAAGGCCGAGAUUAGGUACUCGACUCCGGCGCUAUCCCGAACCAGCAACGCGUGGCCAAUUUCCUCGCUAUACCUCUUUCCCUCGAUCGACCGACUUCUCGGGGUUUCGCAGUGACUAGCUCUCCAGAAUGUCCAAGGCACGGUCCGCCGUUGGCGGUGUUGAUCAAGUUGUCAAGAUUAUCGUUGGCGCCGGCCAAGCCAGCCCGAGUCCUCCAGUCGGACCGGCGCUGGGUAGCAAGGGCAUUAAAUCAAUGGACUUUUGCAAGGAAUUCAAUGCCCGGACUCAGCACAUUAUUCCCGGCACUCCGAUGCCCGUCCGCGUGACGGUCAGGCCAGACAGGACGUUCCAUUUUGAGAUUCGCACACCACAGACAUCAUGGCUUCUGCUGAACGCGGCCGAGGUACCACCGGGCAAGAAAGGAAAGAGGAAAGGGGCCAGCAAUCCGGGCAAAGAAAUCGUGGGGACCGUCAGUCUCAAGCACGUUUAUGAAAUCGCGAAGAUUAAGCAGUCCGAGCUCCGCCUUUCAGGCUUGUCGCUCGAAGGACUCUGCCGGUCCAUCAUCUACCAGGCAAAGUCCAUGGGGAUUGCGGUUGUCCCAUGAAGGACCGUUGGCGUACAAUACGGUACUCGGAUCCAGGAGCAUAGGGCGUUAUGGUUGUUUUCGGAGCGGGCUGGGCCGGGCACAUUCCCUGGCUAUAUGAGCAUGGAGAGGGCAACAUUUCUCUUACGUCUGUACACUAAUCUGUACCAUAAGCAUCCAACGAUGACGUACCCAUCUUGAACGCUGUGUCGAUGUCGACGCGUUUCACGGUGUCUAGUAGUUUAUUCGUGAUCAUAAUCCUCCCG
Thermothelomyces thermophilus ATCC 42464 is the source of this 912-nucleotide messenger RNA. RefSeq lists its product as uncharacterized. The transcript is spliced from 2 exons. Bases 194 to 667 code for a protein of 157 amino acids. Gene Ontology annotation, cellular component: ribosome; mitochondrial large ribosomal subunit. Gene Ontology annotation, molecular function: large ribosomal subunit rRNA binding; structural constituent of ribosome. Gene Ontology annotation, biological process: translation. NCBI's taxonomy places the organism in Eukaryota, Fungi, Ascomycota, Sordariomycetes, Sordariales, Chaetomiaceae. The record is from RefSeq and is a predicted model, not a curated record.